Molecule: messenger RNA, 2616 nt
Organism: Peniophora sp. CBMAI 1063
Lineage: Eukaryota; Fungi; Basidiomycota; Agaricomycetes; Russulales; Peniophoraceae
Source: the annotation of a GenBank genome assembly
AUGGCUGAUUUCAUUAAUGAAGAUCUAGUCGUAGACGUAGACGCUUGGGACGCAGUUGACGAUGAUGCUGCUAACGAUGUUACGACGGAUGACAGCGAUCAUGGUGCAGCCAGUGAUACUCGGGAGCAGUAUUGGGAUACAGAUUCCGGUCGCUCAGACGAGAUAACUUGGGGUUCGCCUCCAAUCGACCCUCACGUAUCCGCUCGCGCUGGAGCCCCAUACGAAGACGAGGAUUUCGGGUGGCGUCCGAGAUCUUCAGGAUGGCCGCGUAAUUCUGUUCGCGGUGCUCAUCUGUAUCCUGCUCAUGCGAGUUCACUAGAUGUGAGAGAAGACGAGAAUCCAUGGGCAGAAUCCGCCACGCAGACGCCGGAGCCGUCAGCGAUAGAAGAGGGCUUAGAUCCUGAAGAUACAUUGAUUAAUACGGCGCAAACCGUCACCACUCCUGCGCCAUCUGAAGGCGUGAACGGCUCGAGAAAUCGUCUACCUGCUGAUAAUCUCGACGUGUUCGCGUACGUCCUGGGCUGUCUGGUACCUCGGAUCAGCGAGACUCCCGUAGACGGAUACUUUCGUCCAGGAGAACCUGGUCACGAUGCUCUGAUGUCUAUCAAGUCGGUGUUGCAUUCGUGUCGGCUGUGGCGUUAUACCACGCUGCAGUUGAAGGCGACUGUCUGGGGGCCUCUGGUUGCCGCCGCUCGUGAUGAAACCAGUUGGCAGGCUGCGCUCGAGAAGGCCGGUGACGCGAACAUACGUAUUGUUUACUGCACGGGUGUGCCCCACGAGUUAUGUGACGCUGAGCUUCAUCGUGCGUCAGCCGUCUACGCGGGCAGGGAUUUAGAUUGGCGUAACUUCGGGCCUCUUCUGGUAAAUGCCGACCUGAAGAACUUGGAAGUCCUCUACCUGUGUCCCAACAGGCGGCUCAUGCCUAAGUCGGGCUUACGCAUGUACGGGCCACUCGAUGCGCCAGCUAUGCGUAUCUGCGUCACUGCCACGCCGUUCCUCCUCCGGACUCCCAAAUUGCGGUAUCUCGGUCUCCAACACCAGUCGCGCACUCAAGUGCUCAGCGUACUAUCUGGGGUUAGAGAUAUCCCUCUGGUGUGGCUCGCUAUCGACAGACCGCGAGAGUCCGGUGUGAUCGACGCCUCUGAGAUUGUGCAGGCCAUUACGACGGAGCAGCUCAGGUUCUUACGCAUUGCUGCAUCGACGCGUCAGUUCCCCAUUCUGGACACUAGCGUCGAGCCCACUCCUUGUCCAUCGCUCGAGGUCGCGGAUGUCAGCGGCCCGUCAUGGCUGGCAGCACCCCGCCUGGAUAUCGCACAGGUGUUCGGAGCACAUCCAGGAGAGGUACUUUCCAUGCUCAGCCGAGCUAUGAACGUACGGGUUCUGCGCACCAAAUGGCGCAAUCCCUGGAGUCGCGACUUCACGCCGGCACUCGAGGUGCCAUUUGACGCAUCAUCCCCUGUGAAGUUGCUGCGUCUCGAGAAGCUGGAGGUCGCUGGGAUCAUGACCAGAGAGACGCAGCAGUUUCUGGCAGGGCUGUCGGCGCCGAAUCUGGCGGAGAUGCUGAUGUUCUGCGAAAUGCCGCCCCCGCCUGUACACAACGUCUUGGUAUCGUCACGAGAGGCCCUCCACGCGGAACUGCAGAGCUUAGACAACGCGCUAAGCACGCGAGAUGACCUGGCGCACCUACUUAUCAAUACGAGGAACAACCUGCGGGCCGCUGGACACGAUGGAGUUGCCCAGGUCAUGACGAGAACGCCCAACUUUCCUCAAGCCUGGACACCCGCUGAGUGGCCGAACGUUGCGGAGCUACGUGCCAUGACGAGGGACUCUCUGGACGGUCUGGCGGCCGCCAUAGAAGCUCCUGCCGCUCGCCACAACGGCUAUUUGCUGCGAGAGGUUGUCCGAGCUGCUAUGCUUGCAACGGCUUUGUCGGCAGACGAUGUUGCAGUGAUGAAGCUCAAGUCGAAUCGGGACGCAGCGGAGUUCGUGUUGUCGUAUCGCGAUGGCGCCCGCACGAUGACAUUCGCCAUGGCUGGCUCGCGGGCCAGCCAGUGGGGCACAUCCUGGGAGACUAUGGGCGACUCAAUACUGUAUGCCCUGGCUCGUAUGCUAUUCGGGCUUUCGGUAGCGCAGACGGCGGAGCUACACGUCGUCGGCGAACCAUUUGCACAUCUGUGGCCACCCAACGGGCCAGACGUGGACGCGCUACUGGAGUCGCUACGGGAGUAUGCCAUGGUUCACACACUUCGUGUGGACUACGGAUAUACUUACAUGUCUGCGAAUUCAUGCCAGUUCCUGCGAGUGAUUCGCGACGCCACGGUGCUCCCGUCUCUGCGUUCGGUAGUGGUGCGGUGUGCCCCGAAAUGGUUGGAUCGCGGUCGAACAAGUCAGGUAGACGCUCGGGUCACAGCCAUCAUGGGCGCACUGAAAGAAGUGCUCGAGAGUCGCAUGGCUAGGGCAGGACCGCUGAUGACGCUGGAGCUGGAGGGGGCUUGCUGCAUUCCCGCAGUGGACGUGAAGACGCUGAAGGGUUGGGUAACCUCCGUGAUUCUAUCGACGGUGUGUAUUCGAGCAGAGGACGGACAGUGGUGUCCCGUAUGUAGCGAGGCGAAAUAA